CUCUCUCAAAAAGAGAGAAACAAAACCCAAAACCUUAAAGUUGAAAAUCCCCACAAACACACAGUUCUCAAAGUUGUUAGUUUCUUCCUUCUUGGCUGGUGUUUAGAGAGUACUAAGCAUGGAUUUGCAGAGAGCUAUGGUGUUCUCGUGUUGGGUUCUGUCUCUUUUGAUCAUCGAGACGUCAGGGUAUCGCGAUCAGCUGUUUCAGCCGCUGGAAGCUGAAAACGCAAACGCGAUGACCAUGGUGAUGGAGCGAGGUUUACAGACGCGGCGGCCGGAGCACAAGAACGCAUAUGCGACGAUGAUGUACAUGGGAACUCCAAGGGACUACGAGUUUUACGUUGCGACACGUGUCUUGAUCAGAUCGCUCAAAGGUCACCAUGUUAACGCUGAUAUCGUCGUUAUCGCCUCCCUCGACGUUCCACUCAACUGGAUUCACAACCUGGAAGAACUGGACGGAGCAAAAGUAGUGAGAGUAGAGAAUCUGGAGAAUCCAUACAAGAAACAAACCAACUUCGACAAUAGAUUCAAACUUAGUCUGAACAAGCUCUACGCUUGGUCUCUCUCAAACUACGACCGUGUUGUUAUGCUCGAUGCCGACAAUCUAUUCCUCAAGAGCACCGACGAGCUCUUCCAAUGCGGCUCAUUUUGUGCUGUCUUCAUCAACCCUUGCAUCUUCCACACUGGCCUCUUUGUGUUGCAGCCAUCAAUGGAGGUCUUCAGAGACAUGAUUCGUGAGCUUGAAGUAAAAAGAGAUAAUCCUGAUGGAGCUGAUCAAGGCUUUCUUGUUAGUUACUUCUCUGAUUUACUUAAUCAGCCUCUGUUUCGUCCUCCUAAUAACCGCAGCACCGUGCUCAUCGGACAUUUUAGGCUUCCUUUGGGGUAUCAAAUGGACGCCACUUACUAUUACCUUAAACUCAGAUGGAACGUACCGUGUGGACCAAACAGUGUAAUCACAUUCCCUGGAGCAGUCUGGUUAAAGCCAUGGUACUGGUGGUCAUGGCCUGUUCUUCCUUUAGGUAUAUCAUGGCACCACCAACGCUGCUACACCAUAAGUUACUCAGCGGAGAUGCCUUGGGUCCUAAUCCAAGCAGUGUUCUACCUAGGAAUCAUACUAGUCACGCGUCUAACGCGUUCCAGCAUGUCCAAGCUAUGGCACCGACGUUCUGACAAGAAUCUAACAGCUUUCAAGAUGGUUGCACUCCUCUUGAUCCUGUCAGCAUACAUUAUACCCUCCUUCAUCAUCCCACAGACCAUCCACCCGCUCAUGGGUUGGUCACUCUACCUGACCGGUUCUUUUGCUUUCUCCUCCAUUCCCAUCAAUGCUUUCUUGCUUCCAGUGCUCCAUGUUUUGACACCGUGGCUUGGCAUUCUCGGGACGCUCCUUGUGAUGGCUUUUCCCUCUUAUCCUGAUGGUGUUGUUAGAGCAUUGUCGAUUUUCGGAUAUGCCUUCUGUUGUGCACCGUUUCUAUGGGUCUCCUUUGUGAAGAUCACAUCCCAUCUUCAAAUUUUGAUUGACAAAGAGGUUUUGUUUCCCCGGUUGGGUGAGUCCGGGAGUAGUUCUAGUCUCAGCAAAUUGUAUUGA
This is a messenger RNA of Brassica oleracea var. oleracea, 1585 nucleotides long. Its product is annotated as putative glucuronosyltransferase PGSIP7. The record is from RefSeq and is a predicted model, not a curated record. NCBI's taxonomy places the organism in Eukaryota, Viridiplantae, Streptophyta, Magnoliopsida, Brassicales, Brassicaceae. The coding region runs from base 119 to 1585 and encodes 488 amino acids. The transcript is spliced from 4 exons. Gene Ontology annotation, molecular function: glycosyltransferase activity.